GAGCUGCGAACUAAAUGGGAAGUGAGUUCGACAUCAUCCGGAGUCAUCUGGAGAUCAUAAGGGUUUAGUGACAGAAAAGGAAGUUAAACGAGAAGAAAAGUUACUAGAGUUGAUUCAAGACAAAAGUAAGUGAAGAAACAAGAUUAGAGUAAGAAUCAGAAGCGGUAAAGAUGAUCGCUUCACAUCUCCUGGCGUACUACGUUACUGAGCUCCAUCAUGACCAGGUGCAGAAAGUGGAUCGCUUCCUGUACCAUCUCCGUCUGUCCAACGAGAACCUGAUGGACAUAUCCCAGCGCUUCCGGAGGGAAAUGGACAAAGGCCUGGGCAGGGACACCAACCUCACCGCCGCGGUCAAAAUGCUGCCCACAUUCGUGCGCUCCACACCUGACGGCACAGAAAAAGGCGACUUCCUGGCGCUGGACCUCGGAGGGACAAAUUUUCGAGUCCUUCGUGUUAAAGUUUCCUCAAACGGCAAACAGACCGUGGAGAUGGAGAACCAGAUUUAUGCCAUUCCAGAGACAAUGAUGAGGGGCAGCGGGACUGAGCUCUUUGAUCACAUCGCUGAAUGUUUGGCUAACUUCCUGGAGAAACUGGGCAUCAAAGAGCAGAAACUGCCGCUGGGCUUCACCUUCUCCUUCCCCUGCCAGCAGACCAAACUGGACGAGAGCAUACUAGUGUCGUGGACCAAGGGCUUUAAGGCGAGCGGGGUGGAGGGGAAGGACGUCGUGGAGCUGCUGAGGAAAGCCAUCAAGAGGAGAGGGGACUUCGACAUUGACAUUGUUGCUGUGAUCAAUGACACUGUGGGCACCAUGAUGACCUGCGGCUUCGACGACCACCACUGUGAGAUCGGCCUUAUCGUGGGUACGGGUACGAACGCAUGCUACAUGGAGGAGAUGAGGAACCUGGAGCUGGUGGAGGGAGACGAGGGCCGCAUGUGUGUGAACAUGGAGUGGGGAGCGUUUGGAGACGACGGAGCUCUUGAUGACAUUCGCACAAACUUCGACCUCGAGAUCGACGCCGGAUCAUUGAACCCCGGCAAACAGCUGUUUGAGAAGAUGAUCAGUGGGAUGUACAUGGGUGAGCUGGUGCGCAUCAUCCUGGUGAAGAUGGCUAAAGAGGGACUGCUGUUUGAGGGGCGAACUACACCUGAGCUGCUCGUCACCGGUCACUUCAAAACCAGCUUCAUCUCAGCCAUUGACAAUGACAAGAGUAAGGAAGGCCUGGUGUGUGUGGAGCAGGUUCUGCGUGAUCUGGGCCUGGAUCCAUCUCCUGAGGACUGCAUGGCGGUGCAGCGCGUAUGUCAGAUCGUGUCGACACGAGCGGCUCACCUGUGUGCGGCGUCGCUCGCCGCCGUGCUGCGCCAAAUCCGUGACAACAAGGCGGUGGAUCGGCUGCGCACUACAAUCGGCGUUGAUGGAUCUGUUUACAAGAACCACCCGCAGUUUGCGCGACGGUUACACAAGAUGGUUCGCUGUCUGGUGCCUGACUGUGACGUGCGUUUCAUGCGCUCGGAGGACGGCAGUGGGAAGGGUGCCGCCAUGGUAACGGCGGUGGCCUACAGGUUGGCGAAGCAGCACGCCGAGCGCCAGCAGGUCUUGGACACGCUGAGACUCAGCCGAGAACAGCUGAUGGAGGUGAAGAGGAGGAUGGAGGUGCAGAUGAAGAGGGGACUCGCUCAGGACACCCACAACUCGGCAUCCGUCAAAAUGCUUCCCACCUACGUCAGAGCCACACCCGACGGCACAGAGCAUGGAGAUUUCCUGGCACUGGAUCUCGGUGGGACGAACUUCCGUGUGCUGCUGGUUCGAGUGCGCAGCGGGAAACGGCGCAGUGUAGAGAUGCACAACAAGAUUUACACCAUCUCACAGGACAUCAUGCAGGGCACGGGGGAAGAGCUGUUUGAUCACAUCGUCCACUGCAUCGCUGACUUCCUGGAGUACAUGGGAAUGAAGGGUGCAUCGUUACCUCUGGGAUUCACCUUCUCUUUUCCCUGCCAUCAAGCUGGAUUGAACAAGGGCAUUUUGCUGAAGUGGACAAAGGGCUUUAAGGCCAGCGGCUGUGAAGGUGAAGACGUAGCGAUGCUGCUCACAGACGCCAUCCAUCGCAUGGAGGAGUUUGAUCUGGACGUUGUUGCCGUGGUGAACGACACGGUGGGGACGAUGAUGUCGUGUGGAUACGAGGACCCUCAGUGUGAAGUGGGGCUCAUUGUAGGUACGGGUACGAACGCAUGCUACAUGGAGGAGAUGAGGAACGUGGAGCUGGUGGAGGGAGACGAGGGUCGCAUGUGUGUGAACAUGGAGUGGGGAGCGUUUGGAGACGACGGUGAGCUCGACGACAUCUGCACACAGUACGACCACGCUGUGGACGAAAACUCCACCAAUCCUGGCAAACAGAGGUUUGAGAAGAUGAUCAGCGGUAUGUACCUCGGGGAGAUAGUCAGGAACGUCCUGCUGGAUUUCACUGCGAAAGGUCUGCUGUUCCGAGGGAAACUCUCAGAGAGACUGAAGACCCGCGGCAUCUUUGAGACCAAGUUUCUUUCUCAAAUUGAGAGUGACCGUCUGGCUCUGCGGCAGGUUCGCUCCAUCCUGCAGCACUUGGGUCUCACCAGUAGCACGUGUGACGACAGCAUUCUGGUGAAGGAGGUGUGCAGUGUGGUGUCUCAGAGAGCGGCUCAGCUUUGUGGUGCUGCGCUCGCCGCCGUCGUCGACAAAAUCCGUCAGAACCGCAACCUGAACUCGCUCAGCAUCUCCGUGGGAGUCGACGGAACCCUGUACAAGCUUCACCCACACUUCUCCAGCAUCCUGCAGGAGACUCUGCGAGAUCUGGCGCCCCAGUGCGAUGUCACUCUCCUCCAAUCAGAGGACGGCAGCGGGAAGGGCGCCGCCCUGAUUACAGCUGUAGCCUGUCGCUUGAAAAACGAAUAAGUGCGGCGUCAUGCGCCGAGAGGAAGAUGGACAGGAGGAGAAAAAAAUAAAAAGGAAAAGGAUUGACUUGAGCUUGAAACUGUGUUCUUCCAGAAAUGAUCAGCGCUGUACUGAAACUGUGUGUGUGUGUGUGUGUGUGUGUGUGAGAAGGGGGUGCUAGAGGGAUCAUGUGACCUGAAUGGUAAUUUAUUUGGAACAUUACUGUAUCAUUUGCUUAUUAGUGACUGGAGAGAUUUACAUUUUGUUCUUGAAGGCCUGGUUUCCAGAACAUCUCUGAGCAGUUCUCCUCACGGUUCUCCUCACGGUUCUCCUCACGGUUCUCCUCACGGUUCUUCUCACACCCGUGAGGCUUCUGGAGCUUCUCCGUCGUGUUCGGCCUAGCUACUCACCGGCUGCUUCGAUCAUCAUCGUUAUAGUAAUCAUUAUUAUUAUUAUUUUGGACUCGGAUGAGGACGAUGAUGAUGCUCAAAAUGGCUCCGUGAUCCUGCUUUCUUUCUCGCGACGUAUUUAAACCGAGCUAUAUAGAUAUAUUUGUAAAAUUACCGAUUUGAUUGAAGCAUAAAUCGGUUGAAUUAAUAUUAGUGAUGAUGACGAGGCAUCAGGUGACAAACCUCCCACAGACAGUGAAGUGUUUGUGUUAAAAUGCUGAAAUCAAAAUAAACCAGUCAGACAGAGACACCUGAACCUGUUCAUGAUCCACAGUGCAGCAGUAGAACAGCUCUCCAGUGUGCAGAAGAGUCUGUGGGUAUCUCUGUGGGUAUCUCUGUGGGUAUCUGUGGGUAUCUGUGGGUAUCUCUGAGGGUAUCUUUGAGGGUAUCUCUGUGGGCAUCUCUGAGUGUCUGAAGGUUUCUCUGAAGGUAUGUUAUCUGUGUGGUAUCAGAGAACUCGUUACGAUCCUCAAAUUAUUCAUUUAUGAAUUUAUUAAUAAAUAAUCAGUCAUUAAUAAGUCA
Messenger RNA from Tachysurus vachellii, 3874 nucleotides. RefSeq names its product hexokinase 2 (gene hk2). Lineage: Eukaryota; Metazoa; Chordata; Actinopteri; Siluriformes; Bagridae. Gene Ontology annotation, cellular component: cytosol; mitochondrion. Gene Ontology annotation, molecular function: ATP binding; fructokinase activity; D-glucose binding. The record is from RefSeq and is a predicted model, not a curated record. Bases 171 to 2924 code for a protein of 917 amino acids. Gene Ontology annotation, biological process: glucose 6-phosphate metabolic process; intracellular glucose homeostasis; glycolytic process. The transcript is spliced from 18 exons.